Salpingoeca rosetta is the source of this 1824-nucleotide messenger RNA. RefSeq names its product T-cell receptor beta chain ANA 11. Gene Ontology annotation, molecular function: metalloendopeptidase activity. Gene Ontology annotation, biological process: protein processing. The record is from RefSeq and is a predicted model, not a curated record. Gene Ontology annotation, cellular component: plasma membrane. Lineage: Eukaryota; Choanoflagellata; Craspedida; Salpingoecidae. Bases 1 to 1545 code for a protein of 514 amino acids. The transcript has 13 exons.
AUGAUGAUGGAGGAAGGCAGUCACACGACUGCAUCGACCGUGGAUGACACCAACAGCAACAGCAAGUCGCGGCGCCCUGCUGCGACGGAACCACGGGCCGCCAUGGUGCGCAGCCCUUCCACGUUCAGCAACCAAGGCGCGUUGGACCACGCAGAGGAUGAGGAGGCAGACAACAUUGGUUUGCUGCGUGACACGGGCCGAAGCGUCUACGAGUACAAGUCCCAAGCACGUUGCUUCAAGAAGGUGUCCGUUUUGGCGGGCGUCAUUGCAUCUGUGCUGCUGCUUACGCUCAUCAUCGUUGUCGCGCAACAGAAGCACGCACCAUCUUCGUCGAGCAAAGACAUCAGUCCCGAUGCGGUGGUGACUGCUGCUCGCCUCAUCAACUCCAUCGACACAUCCGCAGACCCAUGCGACAACUUCUACCAGUCGUUCAUUUUGUCUGUGCACGUGUGCGCAUUGGUCAUUGCGCCUCCGCUACCAUCGCUCAACUCCUCACCAACACACGUGCUCGUGUCCGCUGCAGACCUGUGGCCCACUAUCCCCAAGGACCAGCGCGUGUCGUAUCUGACCUUCCACCUCAUCAGCCGCUACACAGCCGCCAUGGGCAAGGACGCCGUGUACGGGACGGCGACAGCGCCGCCGCUGUGGCGGUCGUGUGUGUCAUCCACGGAUGACGCACUUGGAUUUGAGCUGGGUCGCCUCUUUGUUGACGAGUACUUCACCGCAGAGGCAAAGCAGAAGACAGACUCCAUGGUGGAGAGCAUCCGUGCUGCGUUCCUCAACCGGCUGGACAACGUCAAGUGGAUGGACAAGCCGACGCGCGCCGCUGCAAAGGACAAGGCCACCGCCGUUGAGCAGAAGAUCGGGUGUGUGGAUUCCGCAUACGCCACGUACAUCGACGCUCUCCUUGCCGUCUUCUCCCUUCCCGCAGCAGCAGAUGACAUCAUCUCCAUCGAAACGCAGCUCGCCCACAUCUUCAUUCCAAACGAUGAGCUGAAGGACCCUGUUGCGCUGUACAACCCCUUUACUGUCGCCAAGCUCGACUCCGAUUUCAGCUUUGUGCGCUGGUCGUCCUUUCUCUCCAAGAUCUACGCAUCAACGACGCCACCAACGGCGCUCGUCGUGUCCACCCCAAAGUACUUCCAGCGCCUCACAGACCUGUGGCCCACUAUCCCCAAGGACCAGCGCGUGUCGUACCUGACCUUCCACCUCAUCAGCCGCUACGCAGCCGCCAUGGGCAAGGACGUGCGUGCACUGCGACAGAGCCUGCUGGAGGCAUAUCAGUCGUGGCGGGAUAGCAGGGACCACGCUGAUGAGGACGUUGCGCUGCCGGGUCUGGAGCUCAACUCCGAUCAGCUCUUCUUCAUCGGCUUUGCACAGGUCUGGUGCUCCAAAUUCAGGCCGGAAGAAGCACACAACCGCAUACUCACCGAUGUGCACAGUCCGGCAAAGUACCGGGUGAUUGGAGCGGUGAGCAACUCGCAGGAGUUCUUCGACGCCUUCAGCUGUCCAGAUCCAAAGCGCGACAUGUGCCGCCUGUGGUGAUCAAUGACUUGUGCAAUUGCAAUCGCACGCGAUGCCACUUUUUCCUUAAUGUUGUUGUCCACUGCUGUUGGACGCACGCCUACUCUGUCAUCUUGCCCAUGUCGUGGCAACCUGCACCCGCCAUUCUCAAAUGUGUUGCUCUGUUGUCUACCUCAUCACGCCUGUUGUGUCCACGUUCCUUUGUUUGCACGCACUGCCACGAGCACAACCUCCUUAAAACCCCUUGCGGUUUCCACGACUCUACAGCUUGUGCGCAUGUGUGGAGGUGUGGUGGGCGUG